Molecule: messenger RNA, 2927 nt
Organism: Labeo rohita (rohu)
Lineage: Eukaryota; Metazoa; Chordata; Actinopteri; Cypriniformes; Cyprinidae
Product: tripartite motif-containing protein 16-like
Exons: 6
Coding region: 54-1751 (565 amino acids)
Molecular function (GO): protein binding; zinc ion binding
Source: RefSeq, a predicted model, not a curated record
UGAAAGUUUAGUUGAGCUGUUGUGUGUUUGUGCCUCUGUAUUCAUGCAGUAAAAUGGCAGAAGCCAGAUUUUCUCAGGAUGAGUUGACGUGUCCAGUGUGUCUGGAUCUCCUGAAGAAACCAGUGACCAUCCAGUGUGGACACAGUUACUGUAAGAGCUGUAUUACAGGCUUCUGGGAUCAGGAGGAUCAGAAGAAAGUCUACAGCUGCCCUCAGUGCAGACAGACCUUCAGUCCAAGACCUGCUUUAGCUACAAACACCAUGCUGGCUGAACUGGUGGAGAAACUGAAGAAGACCAAACUUCCUGCUGACUGUUACGCUGGAGCUGGAGAUGUGCAGUGUGACGCCUGUACUGGAACAAAAUACAAAGCCGUCAAGUCCUGUCUGGUGUGUCAGAACUCUUACUGUAAGAAUCACCUUGAACAACAUGAGAGUUUCUUUAAAGGAAAGAGACACAAUUUGACUGAUGCCACUGGACGACUGCAGGAGAUGAUCUGCCAGAAACAUGAAAAACAUCUGGAAAUGUACUGUAUUACUGACCAACAAUUCAUUUGUAUGCUGUGUACAAAAUAUGAACAUAAAAACCACAACACUGUAUCAGCUGCAGCACAGAGGACAGAGAAACAGAAGCAGCUGAAGGAGACGCAGAAGACGUUCCAGCAGAGAAUCCAGCAGAGAGAGAAAGAUCUUCAGCAGCUGAGAGAGGCUGUGGAGUCUCAUAAGCGCUCUGCACAGACAGCAGUGGAGGACAGUGAGAGGAUCUUUACUGAGCUCAUCCGCUCCAUUGAGAGAAGCCGCUCUGAGCUGAUACAGCUGAUCAGAGAUCAGGAAAAGGAUGCAGUGAGUCGAGCUGAAGGACGACUGGAGCAACUGGAGCAGGAGAUCAAUGAUCUGAGGAGGAGAGACACUGAGCUGGAGCAGCUUUCACACACACAGGAUCACAUCCAGUUCCUGCAGAGUUUCCAGUCUCUCUCAGCACCUCCUGAAUCUACAGAUGAAAAUGACGAUCCCUUCAGUUCUUUUGUCUCUUUUGAUGACCUGAGAGAAUCUGUCCAUCAGCUGAGAGACAAACUGGAGGAUUUCUGCAAAGAGGAGCUCAAGAGGAUCUCAGACAGAGACACUUUCACCAGCAUUGUUCCCAGAACCAGGAACGACUUCCUACAAUGUAAGUCAGUAAGAAAACAAGCAGAAAAACUCACUGAGUGUGUUCAUGUUCUUCCUGUAGAAGAUUCCCAUCAGCUCACUCUGGAUCUGAACACAGUGAAUAAACACCUCCAUCUGUCUGAGAGCAACAGAGUGAUUACUUACACUGACACAGUCCAGCCGUAUCCUGAUCAUCCAGACAGAUUUGAUCAAUGGCCUCAGGUGUUGUGUAGAGAGAGUGUGUGUGGACGCUGUUACUGGGAGCUGGAGUGGAGUGGAGAGAGAGGUGUGUUUAUAUCAGUGUCAUAUAAGAGCAUCAGCAGGAAGGGACAUCAUAAUAAGUGUUUGUUUGGAACUAAUGAUCAGUCCUGGAGUUUGUACUGCAGUCCUUCCAGUUACUCAUUCAAACACAAUAACAUAUGGACUGAUCUCCCUGUAAAGCCCAUCAGCAGUAGAAUAGGAGUGUUUGUGGAUCACAGUGCAGGAACUCUGUCCUUCUACAGCGUCUCUGACACAAUGAGCCUCAUCCACACAGUCCAGACCACAUUCACUCAGCCGCUCUAUCCUGGGUUUUGUGUUCGUUCUGGAUCAUCAGUGAAACUGUGUUGAAGAAUCAAAACAGACUGACAAGAGAUUCUACCCAACAUGCUUUGAGCUGCAUGAUAAAUCAGUAACAGUGAGAUGAUAUAGAAUCUCUUUUCAUGACAUUAAUACUGCAGCUGAACAUCUGUCACUGAAAUAACGUCACAUUUCGGAGACGUCUAUUAGAUGUCUUUAAGAUGUUUAUGAUUUAGAAUGUAUGUAAAACUGACAUUCUAAAUCUAAAUCAGUCUGCCAGAUGUUUGUACACAGCAGAUGCUUUCCAGAUCAAGAGAUCUUUAACAGACAUCUUGCAGACAUGCAUGUGCUAUCUGGGGUAGUACCUCCUCAGACAUUACCCGAUUUUGGAAGUGCCAAAGCUCUUUGCAUUUACUUUAAUAAUAGCCAGGUGUGUGGAGACUAAACUUAAGAAUGAGGAACCUGCCAGACAUUAUCUUAUUACUGGGUGAUGUGAGAGUCUGUAGUAUUUACCAUUGGAAAAAGUGUAACCGCUAACUUAGAUCAUGUGAGGCACCUCAGCCAAUCAUAUAAUGGCAGUCAGAUGAGUCAGCUUCCAAACAAAAAACUUUUCCCACUCGAAAUUACACCUUUUGCAGUAGUCAAGACAAACUAAGGAGGUGUGAACAUGCCAGAAGUUAAAAGGCCACUACUCAGGGACCCAGGCUGUGUGACCUCCCCACCCUGGCAGGACUUUAAUCCAUGUUGCAAAUUUCCACCCAGGAAAGAACUCUCCCAAACACAACCAAGUCAGAGUAACAUCACUGAAGAUGUCAGUCUUCAACACAGAUGAACUCGAUCACAACUCCAGCACCAUCGAACAGUCAAACCAUCCAGACUUUCAUCCGAGACUACAUCUAGUCACUUGUUGCUGCCUAAUGGUUAGAGGAUCAGCACCAGCAGGACAUGUUGUGCCCUGUCCCAAAUAAAACACUUCAUGUGCACUUGUGGUCUUACGGACUUAGUUAUGUGUUUGUGCCUUAGUAUAAGAAAACUUGUGCACAAUCACAUGAAUAUUGAUUCUUUAAUUCCUUUUAAAUCAAGUCCAGUCAUCUUUGUUUAUACAGCGCUUUUUACAAUACAGAAUGUGCCAAAGCAGCUUUACAAUGUCAAACAGGAAAAUAGUGUCGAUAAUGCAAACUAUUCCAAUUUAUACAAAGUAUUAUGUGCCUUUUCUUGUGCUUCUGA